AUCAUUAUAUGAAGGCUACAUUUCUAUCCUAAACCCUCCACCCCCCCCACUUCCCUUCCUUUCACUUCCCCACUAAACCCAACUAUCAGCAAGAGCAUCAGCCCCAGAUAACCGCCGCCUCCAUGGAUCCGGCGUCCAAGCGGGCCAAGCCGCCCCCAGAAGUCUCGAACGCCCAUCGCCUAUUGAUCCUCUCACUCCGAUACGCCAUCUCCCCAAAAGAAUACGCGGUUCUCCGCCGUCGCAUAUUGCUCAAAGGCCCGGGGGGUCUUCGCGCCGCGACGCCAUCCAAGACACAGUUCGAUGCAGUAUGCUAUGAGUCGGGGCGCGACGACUCCCUCCCUGCAACAAGCAGAGCUGGCCUCCGGGUCUUCCUGCUGAGCAACGUAGUACUGAAUUUGUGGGAUGUGGGUGCAGGGAGAUUGGCCAGGAGACGGCGGAAGGGCGGCAACAAUGAUUGGGCGAAGCAAGUGAUAGAGACGACAGCCAGAAAGACGCUGUUCAAGAGUCCAAAUUUUCUCUUCUCGCUGUCGUUGGGCACACUGGUUGUUGCUCAUCGGUUGCUGUAUAGGUUUUUCUUUCGCCUUCGGGAGAAUUUGUUGCUUCCUCAGGCAUGCACCUUCCGGCUGAGACACCCGAAGGUUGCGAAACUUUUCUUGUCGAGGCUUUCACCACCGAUUGGGUCUGCAUUGGCAGGGUUGGCAUUGCUGAUCCAUCCUUCUGGGAAUAGGAGGACUACGGUUUCUGCAUGGACUUUUGUGAAGGCGUUGGAGUUUUGUUAUAAUAGGCUGGAGGAUGAAGGGCGGUUUCAGAAUAAACCUUGGUGGUUUGGAUCGUGGAUGCUGUUCCCAAUUGCUUCGGGGCAGUUGCUUUACGCUUUCGUUUUUGAUAGAGAUUGCUUCCCGCCUGAGUAUGGGAACUUCAUCAUGGGGUAUUCGAAAGAGUAUCUCCAAGCUCGGCCGGUAGGCUAUCCGGACCAUUUGCAAUGGCCGGGAACGCAUGACAUUGUGGACAGCAUAGGGAAGAUCGCGGGGUUAAAUUAUCCCCCUUUCAAUUCUGCAAUCCUGUACCCCGACGCAAAUUCCCUCCCCAAAUUCCUCCAGAAAAUAUCCCCUAUUGUCUCCCCCGCCCACCCCACAAUAACUUCCCUCCAAUGCGCCCUCUUACACCCGCAAGAACCUAGCUGCCUGAAAACCUAUCUAGCAUUUUGGGCCUCUGAAUUCACCUCUAUAGCGAAAUUCAUGUCGGUAGUCUACGCUAUAUCCUGGCUCCCUCGCUACAAGGCUUUCCUACGCAACCCGGCAGGCGCACUCGGAAAGCUCUCAAAAUCCACCCUCUUGACAACCACGUUCAUCACGGGAUCAAUCGGGACGUCCUGGGGCAUGACCUGCUUGUUUCAGAAACUUUUACCCAGGCACUUUCUCCCAAAGGGACGGUUCUGGCUUGGUGGGUUUGUUGGUGGGCUGUGGGCGCUUGUGGAUUCCGGAGGUGGCCGCGGCAAUUUCUUGUACACUUUUAGGGUUGGGUUGGUUAGUGCCUGGAAAGUGCUUGCCAAGAAGGGUUAUGUUAGGGGUGUUAAAAAUGGUGACGUAUACCUGUUCAUCCUAGCACUAGCGAUCAUCAACUCGCUGUUUGAUACUGGGGAGCAUGCUGUUUCCGGAAGUUUUUCUAGGAGGGUGUUGGGUUCUAUGCGCGGACGGGGGCUGAAAGACCCUGUUAAGGAGGCAGAGAAGGCGCUGGAAAAGGGGAAGGGGAAGGAGGUGGAUACUAGUGAGAUCAUUGGGGGGAGGUGAUUGUUGGAAUUUUUUUUUUUUGGUUUGGGGGGAACCGGGAUGCCAGGUACCAGAAGUGGAGCGGGUUUGUAAGAUUUUGGUAGAACAGGGAGUCACCUUCUCCCUUUCCCGUCUAGUUUCGAAGAAUGGGGAUAUACUUUGGAGGGAUAUUAUAGUAAUUCGCCUCAUUUGG
Messenger RNA from Tuber melanosporum (Perigord truffle), 1962 nucleotides. RefSeq lists its product as uncharacterized. The record is from RefSeq and is a predicted model, not a curated record. The transcript is spliced from 4 exons. NCBI's taxonomy places the organism in Eukaryota, Fungi, Ascomycota, Pezizomycetes, Pezizales, Tuberaceae. The coding region runs from base 123 to 1790 and encodes 555 amino acids.